UAAGACACCUAUGAGUCGUGGGGCUUCUCUCGAGAAGUCUUUAAGUGGACAGUACGCAUGCGCCAACUUCCUCUUUUUCCGGCUGGAACCAUGGAGGGUGUAGAAGAGAAGAAGAAGGAGGUUCCUGCUGUGCCAGAAACCCUUAAGAAAAAGCGAAGGAAUUUCGCAGAGCUGAAGAUCAAGCGCCUGAGAAAGAAGUUUGCCCAAAAGAUGCUUCGAAAGGCAAGGAGGAAGCUUAUCUAUGAAAAAGCAAAGCACUAUCACAAGGAAUAUAGGCAGAUGUACAGAACUGAAAUUCGAAUGGCGAGGAUGGCAAGAAAAGCUGGCAACUUCUAUGUACCUGCAGAACCCAAAUUGGCGUUUGUCAUCAGAAUCAGAGGUAUCAAUGGAGUGAGCCCAAAGGUUCGAAAGGUGUUGCAGCUUCUUCGCCUUCGUCAAAUCUUCAAUGGAACCUUUGUGAAGCUCAACAAGGCUUCGAUUAACAUGCUGAGGAUUGUAGAGCCAUAUAUUGCAUGGGGGUACCCCAAUCUGAAGUCAGUAAAUGAACUAAUCUACAAGCGUGGUUAUGGCAAAAUCAAUAAGAAGCGAAUUGCUUUGACAGAUAACGCUUUGAUUGCUCGAUCUCUUGGUAAAUAUGGCAUCAUCUGCAUGGAGGAUUUGAUUCAUGAGAUCUAUACUGUUGGAAAACGCUUCAAAGAGGCAAAUAACUUCCUGUGGCCCUUCAAAUUGUCUUCUCCACGAGGUGGAAUGAAGAAAAAGACCACCCAUUUUGUAGAAGGUGGAGAUGCUGGCAACAGGGAGGACCAGAUCAACAGGCUUAUUAGAAGAAUGAACUAAGGUGUCUACCAUGAUUAUUUUUCUAAGCUGGUUGGUUAAUAAACAGUACCUGCUCUCAAAUUGAAAUAUAUUGUUGUAUUUGUGA
This is a messenger RNA of Gorilla gorilla gorilla (western lowland gorilla), 922 nucleotides long. It is a transcript of the gene RPL7, whose product is annotated as ribosomal protein L7. The transcript is spliced from 7 exons. The coding region runs from base 58 to 837 and encodes 259 amino acids. Gene Ontology annotation, molecular function: RNA binding; structural constituent of ribosome. Gene Ontology annotation, biological process: maturation of LSU-rRNA from tricistronic rRNA transcript (SSU-rRNA, 5.8S rRNA, LSU-rRNA). Gene Ontology annotation, cellular component: cytosolic large ribosomal subunit. The record is from RefSeq and is a predicted model, not a curated record. Lineage: Eukaryota; Metazoa; Chordata; Mammalia; Primates; Hominidae.